Messenger RNA from Fraxinus pennsylvanica, 531 nucleotides. Lineage: Eukaryota; Viridiplantae; Streptophyta; Magnoliopsida; Lamiales; Oleaceae. The record is from the annotation of a GenBank genome assembly.
AUGUCUUCUGUUCAACACAGAAGGUCUUUUGAUGGAUUUUGGAAGUUGAAGAACAGAGAUAUGGCUGUUGAGGAAAUAAUCAGAGAGCGUAGGGCAACGAUAAUGAGUGGUAAACUUAAAGGAAGGAGGCUUUUUGAGGCGGCGGAAAGGGCAGCUGAAGUGGAAUUGGAUUGGAAUGAUGAUGAAAUGUAUAGUGAUUGUUUCAACUUGCUUGGCGAAAAAGAAGUGAAUAAUGAAAACUUGAAGAGAAACCAAGAAGACUUGGGUACUUGCUUUCGUCCAUCUUGUCCUUUUUUGGGUUCUUCUUUGCCAGACGAGAAGGUGGAGAUUAGUGAAUCGGUGGUGGUGGAAGGGGAGGCGGGUGGUGCAAGUAGAAAUUUGAGGGGUGGUGACAGUGGCGGUGAAAGGUGCAUGCUUGCAUUAAUUUGGUUUGCUUUUGUGUCAAUGCUAUUUACUCUUGGCCUAAUUAUCUCAAUGCGUCGCAGUGAUAAAUAUGAGCUUGAAAAAGAGGCAAUUAUUGUUCCAACAUAA